Monoraphidium neglectum is the source of this 687-nucleotide messenger RNA. RefSeq lists its product as hypothetical. Gene Ontology annotation, molecular function: structural constituent of ribosome; mRNA binding. The record is from RefSeq and is a predicted model, not a curated record. Bases 1 to 687 code for a protein of 228 amino acids. Lineage: Eukaryota; Viridiplantae; Chlorophyta; Chlorophyceae; Sphaeropleales; Selenastraceae. Gene Ontology annotation, biological process: translation. The transcript is spliced from 6 exons.
AUGCACGCCCAUCGCCACAAGCGGUCGGUGGAGGCGUAUGGCGCGUUUGUCGACGUCGGCUCCGAGUCUGAUGGCCUGGUGCACGUGUCCCAGCUGUCGGACGGCUACGUCAAGAACGUGGCCGACGUGGUCAAGGUCGGUGCCUCGGUCAAGGUCAAGGUGUUGACCGUCGACCCCGCGCAGCGCCGCCUCGCCCUUACGAUGAAGGGCCUGGGCAACGCCCCCGCCGCGCGCGCCGCGCCCUCCGCGGACGCCUUUGACGCUGAGGACGCCGCCGACGCCGAGGAAGCCGAGGAGGCGUUUGCGCUGGAGGCCGGCGACGUGGCGCUGGACGGCGUGGUGUACCGCGUCGACGAGGACGAUUACGAGGCGGAGGGCUACGAGGAGGGCGACGAGUACGAGGCUGAGGCCGAGGGGGAGCUGGCGCUGAUCGCGGCGCUGGAGAACAGCAUCGUGGAGGGCAAGGUGACCGGCGUGGAGGACUUUGGCGUGAUCGUCGAGUGGACCUCCGCCGACGGCGCCAAGCGCAGCGGCCUGCUGCACGUCAGCGAGAUGCGCGCCCCCGCCGCCGCGGCCGAGGCCGAGCUCGGGGCCGACGCCGCCGCCGCUGACGAGGAGGCCGAGGAGGGCGAGGACGCGGGCGGCCUGCUGGCUGACGAGGGGGACCGUCCCGCUACUACAACGUGA